Molecule: messenger RNA, 1595 nt
Organism: Andrographis paniculata
Lineage: Eukaryota; Viridiplantae; Streptophyta; Magnoliopsida; Lamiales; Acanthaceae
Product: receptor-like cytoplasmic kinase 176
Exons: 6
Coding region: 204-1373 (389 amino acids)
Biological process (GO): protein phosphorylation
Molecular function (GO): ATP binding; protein kinase activity
Source: RefSeq, a predicted model, not a curated record
UUCUCUCUCUCUCUCCUAUAGUAUUAUUCAAUCCGUUCACACUCUGUGCGCGUAGAAUUUGUCGGAAUUGGUGCGAGAGAGAGAGAGAGAGAGAGAGAGAGAGAGGUGGUUUUGAAUUUCCAUAAUUAACAAAAAUAAUAAUAACAACAAGGUUAGUAAAAGGUGGCUCCAAUUUUGGGGUGGGGAGCAAAGGGCAAAGGGCGAUGGGUUCUUGUUGCAGCGUUGUUCAAAUUAGGGCAGAUCACAGCCCUCGCCCAGAUGGAGUGAGCUCAAGAUUUGUGAGCACGGAGGCGAGCAGCCGCCGGUCGUCUUCCUCGGCUCCUCUGACUCCCCGGAGCUACGGCGAGAUUCUGGAUUCCGGCAACCUAAAAACAUUCGGGUACAAUGACCUCAAGAUCGCGACAAGGAAUUUCCGUCCGGACAGCGUGUUGGGCGAAGGCGGCUUCGGCUGCGUCUUCAAGGGGUGGAUCGAUGAGCAGACAUUUAAGGCGGCCAAGCCCGGCACGGGCGUCGUCAUUGCCGCCAAGAGAUUGAACCAAGACGGCAUCCAGGGACACAAGGAAUGGCUUACAGAGAUCAAUUAUCUCGGGCAGCUCUCGCAUCCGAACCUAGUGAAGUUGAUUGGAUACUGUCUGGAGGACGAGCACCGGCUGCUUGUCUACGAGUUCAUGCCCCGGGGCAGCUUGGAGAAUCACUUGUUUCGGCGGGCAUCUUAUGUCCAGCCAUUGUCUUGGAACCUUCGGAUGAAGGUGGCGCUCGAUGCAGCAAAGGGACUUGCUUACCUCCACGGCCCCAAAGCCAAAGUUAUCUACAGAGAUUUAAAGGCUUCCAAUAUAUUGCUCGAUACGAAUUUCACGGCGAAGCUGUCUGAUUUCGGGUUGGCAAAGGACGGACCCAUCGACGGUAAAAGCCAUGUCUCGACCAGAGUCAUGGGUACUUACGGUUACGCCGCCCCCGAAUACAUGGCCACGGGCCAUCUGACGGUGAGAAGCGACGUGUACAGCUUCGGAGUUGUGUUAUUGGAGAUGCUGACGGGGCGGCGGGUGCUGGACAAGAACCGGCCCCACGGAGAGCAGAAUCUGAUCGACUGGGCGAGGCCGUAUUUGGCGAGCAAACGGGGCGUGCUUCGAGUGAUGGAUCCCCGGCUCGAAGGGCAGUUCUCGACGAGCGGGGCCUUGCGCGCGGCGACGCUCGCCGUGAAGUGUUUGGCAAUCGAAGCCAAGUAUCGGCCGACGAUGGACGAGGUCGUGAAGGCGUUGGAACGGGUGGCGGAGACGGGCGGCGGAGAAGCGGCGGCGCAGCGGCACCGGCGGACGGGAAAUGAGGAUGGCGGGAACCGGGUGGCGUCUUAUCCGCGGCCAUCUGUUGAGUGAAUAUAUAUAUAUAUAUAUAUGUAUGUAUGUGUAAGGAUGUGUAUGUAUGUUUGAAUUGAUGUGUAUAUAGAGCAGAGGGAGUAAUUCUUUGAGAAGUGAAACCUAAAUGGUGAUUGCGAGAGGUUAAAUAUGAAUUUGGCUGAUGGCUUUGGUUUUAACUUUCAAUUGCUUUUUUUUUGUGGGCAAUUAAUAAAUGAAGGCUGCUUCGCUUUUAUUUUUUAA